GCAUGUUACUAGCAACUGUGAUGUUCAGUCUCCACAGCAACUUCAUCUGCUUCUUUCAUGAGUGACUGUUUCACGCCUGUAAGAGUGUAUAUCCAGAGAGUCUGUCGCUGCAGCACGAGGAUCUGUGUUUCUGUUGGAGGCUCAAACGAGCAGCAUGUAGCCUCCUCGGCUAACUUCACAUUACUUUGAAGCUAGUGUUAUGCUAAGAAGUGAAACUGCCUGAAAUUCAAACAGGACUCUGGCUUUGAUGAAAGAGAUCAGCUUCAUUGUUAUAUAACAGGAUAUGACAUGGAUAAAACAUUGAUAUCAGGGAAGGAGGACAUAGAGGACAAAGUGCCUGAAAAUGACAGCAGUGGGAAGGAGCAGCCAGAUGAUGUGGAAAUGGAGGAAACUAAAACAGAUUCACUCAGUGAGACUGCCAAGAACGAUGAAGCCGAGGAAGAACUCACUGAGGAGCUGCAGCCAGACUCUGUACCUGAAGAUGGAGUUAGCCUCUGCACUGUCUGUGGCUUCUCAGCCAAAUGUCCAAGAUCAUUGAAGAUUCACUUUGCAAGAAAACAUGGAAAGCACUCAAAGAAUACCAAUAAAGCUGCAAAGCCAGCAGAAAAAGGUGAUUCAAGUCUACCUGAAAUUGAACAGGAAGUAGAUAUGGAAACAGAAAGUCCUGCUGUGGUGAACCAAAACCAGCAGUCUGAUUUAGAGGAGUUGAAAUUGGCAGCCAGUGAAAAUGACAUGAGCACAAAUAGCUUAGCUGAAAAGGAAACUGUUGAUGAUAAACAGCAGGCUGAUCAAGAGGAGACGACCCCUACCCAAGAGAGGAGAUUAAGCAAGAGAACCCCGAAACCUAAGGUGAUAUAUUCCUGCAACUACUGUGGCCAAGAGUUCAGAGACAAGGCCCCUUUGGAUGUGCACAUCCAGAGAUAUCACACCAAAGACACCCCUUACAUAUUUGAAACCGAUGAGAACACCGUUAAAGACGAGGAAGCUGUGGAUCCCAGCGGCACUGUGAAAGCCACUCCGACACGAGUGGCAGCAAAACGUACACUCAGCAGGUUUCAGCUGAAAUGUACCUUCUGUGAUUUUAGAGUCCCCAGUCCUGCAUUGCUGGAGAGCCACGCUCGAGUCAAACACCUGGACCAGGAGUGCUACCGCUGCAAGCUGUGCAACUUUUUUGCCGCCUCCUCUGGGUGGAUGGAUGUUCACCUGUCCUCGGAUAGCCACCUACAACAACAGAAAGAGGAGAACGGCUCAGAGGGUUCCUCGUCUGAAGAAUAUGUGGAGAGAGUAAACAGAGAAAGUGCUGGUUUUAAAGAUGAUACGGCUCAGGUAGCUGUGGGUGAAGAGGUAGCUGCUGAGACAGAAGGAGAUCAGGAAGCACAAGAGGCAGCAGAAGUUUCUAAAGCUGGGCUGGAGGAGGAGGAGGAAGAUUCAGAGCUUGAACCUCCCAAAAAGAAAAAAGGAAGACCAAAGCUUGGGUCCACAACUACCUGUGGAUACUGCGGCCUGGUAGUGUCCAACGCUACCAACCUCACUGUCCAUGUCCGCCGCAAACACAGCAAGGAGUACGGCUACAGCUGCACUCUGUGCAACUACAGCUGUGUGACCAAAGGAGACAUGGAUCGUCACUGUUUCACCAAGAAACAUGUCAGACGUGCUCAAGAGUGUGCAAAUAAGAACUCAGUCAACCAUGACGCAGGUGAAUCCCUGCAGGAACCCACAACUGCAGAGGCCCAGGAACCAAAUGUGUCAGAGACCGCAGACCAAGAGCAGGAACGUGACGACACGGUCACCAAAGAGAACAGUGAAGAAGAGCCAAGUCAAUCAGACGCAAGCCAGACUAAAAGCACCAUGGCCUGCAGCCAUUGUGACUUCGUAGCUCAGUCCAUCCCUUCCCUCAAUCUUCACAUCAAGAGAAGGCACACCAAAGACUUUGAGUUUGUCUGUCUGGCAUGUAGCUACUAUGCUGUAACGAGCAGGGAAAUGUCUCGCCAUGCUAACACAGAGAAGCACAAACAGAAAAGCCAGAAAUACCUGGAAUCAGCAGGGAGCGAGGGGCAGAGAGCUUUGGCGGUCCCACUGAAGCUGCAGGAGGUCAUUGAGCUUGUGGGUGCAAACUCGCACCCUGAACUUGAUCCUCUUAGCCCGACAGAGGAGUCAGAAUCUGAUGAUGACAGCCCAGCUAUGGAGAGUCAGGAUACAACUGUACCCAAUGUCACCACAGAGCCCGAGGAUGCUGUCGCCAGCGUGCCCGGUGGGCCAGAUGAGAAGCAAGCAGAGGAUGUUGCAUCAUCUGGUGGUGGUGAGCCAGCCAACCCGACAGUUGAACCUACAGCACCGUCUGAAACCCAAGAGGCUCCAACAGAACCUCAUUCUGCACCAGAUCAAUCUGCACAGCAAGAGGAUCAGGAAGAAGAUGCUGAACAGGCAGAAGAUGAACAAUUAAAUUCAGAAACAAGCAUUUCAGAUGUAAAACAGGAAAAUACUCAAUCAGAUACACAGAUCUCCAAAGCCCUUCCCUUUGAUUCCUGCAUUGUAUCUAUGAAAGCCCUUGCCGAGCAGGAGCAAUCACUGCAGGAUUUAGAAGGCCAGGCUGCUGUGAUAUGUUUGACCGGAGGCACACCCGUUCCCGCCGCCAUUGUGUUCUCCAAUUCUGCAUAUGUCAAGAAGCUCAAACGUAAAGAAGAGAAAGUGAGGGAUGAGACUAAAGGAAGCAACUCACGCAUUCGCUGUGAAGACUGUGGCUUCAUGGCUGAUGGCAUCAGUGGCCUCAACGUCCACAUCUCAAUGAAGCAUCCCACCAAGGACAAGCACUUCCACUGCUUGGUGUGCGGAAAGUCGUUCUACACUGAGAGCAACCUGCACCAGCACCUGACGAGUGCUGCACACCUCCGCAACGAGCAGAACAGCGUGGAAGAGCUACCUGAAGGGGGCGCCAACUUUAAGUGUGUGAAAUGCACGGACCGCUUUGAGUCGGAGCAGGAUCUGUUCAUUCACAUAAAGGAGAAACACGAGGAGCUACUCAGGGAGGUCAACAAGUACGUGUUGGAGGACACGGAGCAGAUCAACCGUGAGCGUGAGGAGAACCAGGGCAGCGUGUGUAAAUACUGUGGCAAGGUGUGCAAGAGCAGCAACUCCAUGGCCUUCCUGGCACACAUUCGCACUCACACCGGAUCGAAGCCCUUCAUAUGUAAAAUCUGCAACUUUGCAACGGCUCAGCUGGGGGACGCCAGGAACCACGUGAAGAGGCACCUCGGCAUGAGAGAGUACAAAUGUGACAUCUGUGGAUGGGCCUUUGUGAUGAAGAAACACCUUAGCACCCACCUGCUGGGAAAACAUGGAGUUGGCCAGCGUAAAGAGAGGAAGUUCGAAUGCAACUUGUGCGAGCGCUCCUUCAGUGAAAAAUGGGCCCUGAACAACCACAUGAAACUGCACAGUGGGGAGAAACCGUAUAAGUGCGCCUGGCCGUCCUGCCACUAUGCCUUCCUCAACCUGUCAGCCAUGAAGGACCACUACAGGACACACACUGGAGAGAAGUCUUAUCUGUGUGACCUGUGUGGUUUCGCUGGAGGCACGAGACACGCCCUCACCAAACACAGACGCCAACACACAGGAGAGAGACCCUUCAAAUGUAAGCUCUGCAACUUUGCCUCCACCACGCAGUCCCACCUCUCACGGCACAAACGGAUUCACACCGGGGAGAAACCAUACCGCUGCCCCUGGUGCGACUACAGAUCCAACUGUGCUGAGAACAUCCGGAAGCACAUCCUCCACACGGGCAAACAUGAGGGCGUGAAGAUGUACAACUGUCCCAAAUGUCCUAAUGCCACAAACUCUCCCAUGGAGUUCCGCAACCACCUGAAAGAGAACCACCCGGACAUCGAGAAUCCAGACCUCGCCUACCUUCAUGCAGGUAUCGUGUCCAAGUCUUUCGAGUGUCGCCUGAAGGGUCAGGGGGCAACCUUUGUGGAAACAGAAACUGUGGAAUCUCCUGUGAGUAAGAAGGGCUUGUCUGACCUGCCCGGCCAUGACGGCUCCAUCCAGCAGGUCAUCAUCAUUCAGGGCUACAGCGACGGGGAGGUGGCCAUCGACCAGACCCUGGAGGAGUCUGCUGCUGCCACCCUGCAGACGCUGGCCAUGGCCGGACAGGUGGCGGAGGUGCUCCACAUCACCGAAGACGGACAGGUCAUCGCCUCGGGCAGGGAAGUGGCGUCUGCUGGGGCCCACCUGGCUGGAGGCAGCACCCAGUAUGUGGUCCUGGAGUCUGGGGAGGCUAGGGAAGGACUGCGGGUCGUGGCCAGAGGAGGAGUCGCUGUAGCAGGACAAAGUCAGAGUGUCGUGUCAGAGUCGUCCACAGCUUUAGAUGCUCUGCUCAGCGCGGUCAGUGAAAUGGGUCAACAGGAGGAAAUGCAAAGAGAGGCAGCUGUCGUUCAUGAGGUUGUGACCCCUGAGAUAGUCGAGACUGAGACUGAGCAAAGAGAGACUCAGUCAAAUGUGAAGCAUGAGCAGGAGGAGAUGCAGGUCAUCCAGGAGAGCAGCCAGGAGGGCAUGCAGGAGGUGCUGCAGCUCGCUGCGUCUCAGAUGAUGAAGGAAGGUUUGACCCAGGUUAUUGUUAACGAUGAAGGGACACAUUACAUCGUGACUGAGCUGGACAACUGCACCUUACAGGUGGAGGGAAGCGUGUAUGGAGAGGCGGGGACAGUUGAGGAGGAGGUGCAGCAGACAGAGCAGCAGGAAGGAGAAGAGAUGGUGGUCUAUCUGGAUGGAGCCUCUCAUAAUAUAGUACUGGAAGGGUAGAGGAGAGAAAACUAACAGAGGAAUGUUUGUUUUGAAUUCAGUUAAAGUCCGUGUUAGGCCAAAAGUCUGUCAGGAAGUCUCUCACAGAGUUCCUCUUUUUACACUGUUGGAUUCUUUUUCAUUUAACAUAAUUCUUGUUUCGUUUUGCUUGUCUUACUUCACUCCUCUCUCUCGGGCUAUGCUAAACUCAGGUUAAACAUCACUUAUUUAGAUUGACAGUGGAGGAAAGAGGUUUUGGUGCUCGCUGAGUUACCGUGCAACCCUCAUAACCACCAGAAUUACAUAAACCACUUUAUAGAUGCCAUGCAACUAAAGGAAAUGAAAUGAUAUCCUCUUGAAUUAUUUUACAAUGCAUCUAAUAUUGUGAGUGUUGAAGGAUAAGAUAAAAAGGUAAAUAUGCUUUCUUCUCUGAGGUUACAAAGUUCUUCAUGCAUAUGCGUUUUUUUCUUUAAGUUGGUGAUGUAAUGAAUUUUCACAUGUUCAAAGACACAACAGUUGAAUUAUUGUCUUUUCUUUUUAGUUUAAAUUUUCAUUUUUGUUGUUGUGAUUUUCUUCAAUUUAGAAAAAAUAAUAUUUUGGGGAUUUGAAGAUUGUCAAUACAAAUGUUUCAGAUGAUUUAUGUGUAACAGAAAAGAGAUGAAAUGAAAUGUUCAUCCCUCUAAAAGCAUCCACACAUUUCAUUUUUGACAUUAAAGAUUGAACUUGAUUUUUAA
This is a messenger RNA of Notolabrus celidotus (New Zealand spotty), 5507 nucleotides long. It is a transcript of the gene znf407, whose product is annotated as zinc finger protein 407. The transcript is spliced from 10 exons. Gene Ontology annotation, molecular function: zinc ion binding; RNA polymerase II cis-regulatory region sequence-specific DNA binding; DNA-binding transcription factor activity, RNA polymerase II-specific. The record is from RefSeq and is a predicted model, not a curated record. The coding region runs from base 289 to 4794 and encodes 1501 amino acids. Gene Ontology annotation, biological process: regulation of DNA-templated transcription. Lineage: Eukaryota; Metazoa; Chordata; Actinopteri; Labriformes; Labridae.